GUUUGAGGACCAAUGCACUAGCCCAUGCUACCUUUCAUUCAUUCUAGGCCAACUUAAUUCAUCACCUGGAAAUUUCUCAGAACCAGCUUUGGAAAGAAACUUUCUUACCUUUUCCUCUAGUGUGGUGAUGACACUAUGGGGCAACACCAGCAGAGCACAAGCUCUGGCAGGUCCCACCACACAUUGGGUAAAGGUAAUCUAAUACAAAGAGUGCAAAAGAAAUAAGUGUGAAUUGUUAUUUUGAGUGGAAGAACCCAGGCCCUGAGGCAGAAGACCUGGUCUUGGACCUGUGCCUGCUUCAGACUUGCUGUAUGACUUCUCUCAGGCUACUGCGACUAAGAUGGACACACAAAUAGUACACAAUGGAACAUGCUGCCCAUGUGAGAGAGGUUUAGGCAAAGAGUGGAAGAUCCAAGAAGAGAGAACUUUCAGGAGGAAGAUUCUAGGGAUUGAUUCAUGGAGGAAUCCUGAGCCAAGCCCUGAAGGAUGGAUGAUGAGGGCAGGUAGAGCAUUCCAUUCGCAAGGAGCAAACAGCAUGAGCAGUGACACUGUGAUGGGGAAGGAAUUUGGGAGAGGACACUGGGUCCCCUUUCCCUCUUCCAGGGAAGGAAAUUCUCUAGGGUAGGCUCUGGGUCUGUGUUUGAUGAGCAAGCCUAUUCCCAGUGCUCCCAUCCCCCAGUCCCCAACUAGAAAGGCAAUGUUUCCUCUCCAUCUCCCAACUAUAGGAACUAGACCUGGGCAGGUAAUGGUCCAGGUCUCUAGAGCCUUCUAGUCUCCCCCCUACCCCCAACUCCAUCUCCAGUAUCUCAGACUGAUUAUCAGCUAGGGACUGAGGUCAGGUUUGCUUAGAGGAAGGGGAGAAAGGCAGAGACACAUCCAGAGGUAGUGAGACCUUAAAAGGGAGUGGUGGAGAGGGGAAGAAAAGACAGUAAAAGGGGGGGGGGGAGGGAAGGAAGAGAGGAAAAGGGGACAAGACAUUGGAGGAGGGAAGGAGGGAGAAGAGAGGGAUAAGGUAGGAAGAAGGGAAAGGAAUAAAAAGAAUAGUAAAGAAGGGGAAAAGAAAAAGGGAGAGGGAGAGAAAACUUUAGGAGAGGGGGAGUGAACGAGGAAGAGGAAGGAGGAUGGGAAGAAAAGAGAGGAAGAUAGAAGAGAAAGGAAAAGGAAGAAAAUAAGGGGAGAAAGAGGGGAAGGAAGAGAGAAGAAAAGGGGGGAGGGGAAAGAGAAACCGAGCCUGAGAGAAGUGGAGAGGGAGGGAGGGAGGGAGGAGAGAAAGGGAAGGCGAGAGGCAGAAGGAAGGGGAGAAGAGAGGAAAAGGGGAGAGAGCCAGAAAGAAGGGAGGGGGAAGAGAGGGAAAGAGGGAGAGAGCUAGAGAGAGAAGGAGGGAGGGAAGCAGCGAGGGAGGGAGGGGAGCUUGAGCAGAGCGGGCGGUGAGACUGCAGCGCAGCCGGAGCCACAGGAGCAGGAGCCACGGGAGCAGGAGCCAGGGGAGCAGGAACCCGAGCGGGGCCCCGGACGAUGCGCUAGUCGAGCCCGAGCUGCUGGAGCCGGACCCACCCCGGGAAGCCGCAGGAGCCGAGUCCCGGUCAGAGGACCUUUCAAAGAUCAUUAAUUGACAGUGGCUUAAUAAUCCCAUGCAUUAAUUCCUUCAGUGACCUGGGACAUAGUUCACCUGGGCUUUGUGACUGGUACUCAUCGAGAUCAGGAGCUCUAGCCACUGAAGAAGAUGCCGGAACAAAGCAACGACUACCGGGUGGUGGUGUUUGGGGCAGGCGGCGUGGGCAAGAGCUCCCUGGUCCUGCGUUUCGUCAAGGGCACUUUCCGAGACACCUACAUCCCCACCAUCGAGGACACCUACCGCCAGGUCAUCAGCUGCGACAAGAGCGUGUGCACCCUGCAGAUCACCGACACCACGGGCAGCCACCAGUUCCCGGCCAUGCAGCGCCUGUCCAUCUCCAAGGGCCACGCCUUCAUCCUGGUCUUCUCUGUCACCAGCAAGCAGUCCUUGGAGGAGCUGAGGCCCAUCUACCAGCAGAUCCUGCAGAUCAAAGGCAGCGUCGAGAACAUCCCGGUCAUGUUGGUGGGGAACAAGUGCGAUGAGACGCAGCGGGAGGUGGACACCAAGGAAGGGGAGGCCCUGGCCAAGGAGUGGAAGUGCGCCUUCAUGGAGACCUCGGCCAAAAUGAACUACAAUGUCAAGGAGCUCUUCCAGGAGCUGCUCACCCUGGAGAAACACCGCAAUAUGAGUCUCAGUAUUGACGGGAAGCGCUCCAGCAAGCAGAAGAGGACAGACAAACUCAAGGGCAAGUGUAGCCUGAUGUGAGGGGCCUCCUCGGCCCCCAGGGCCACCGCCACCACCUCCUCCUCUCCACGGGCCACCCCCUCCCCUUCCCCCGCUCUGUCCCACUCUUGGUCUUGCUCCGGAUGGCUCCGUGGCCCCUGUUUGGUCUCCUUCUGUCUUCCUGUCAUCUCUAGCUCUCUUUCUCGCGGAUGGCCUCUCUCUGUCUUUCCUCUUUAUCUGUCUCUAACUGUCCCUCUCUGUUCUCAUAGAAGCCCCAGAGCUCGAAGGGCACUCAGAAGUCAUUGAGUUCAACCCGUAUCUGAACAGAAGCUCCCUCUAGGACGCCCCUCUCAUGUGGUCAUCCAGCCUCUCCCGGGUCAGCAUCUCGGUCUCUUUUUCCCACUUCUCAGUUCCUGUCAGUGUCUCUGCUUCUCUUUGUUUUUCUCAUCUCCUUUUCUAGGUUCACACGUGUUCAUGCGUGGGCACGUGUGUGCGCUCGUGUGUGCGUGUGUACAUGUCCAUCUUUCUUGCCCUGAGUCUCUCCAUAGGCCUCCGGGCCAGGCCACCCACCCCUACAUUUGAUCACUGUGACUUGGGGGGCUGAAAUGCACAUUGACCUCGCACUUUUCUUUCUCUUUUUUGACCAUGGAUGGCCCCUUCCCUCCUCCUCUGCUCCAUGGGCCCGGCUACGUUUCCCCCUCCUCCCUUUGGUACCGGGAGGCAUGCGAUAGGGAGGCCCAGCGGACUGCUCUCCCUGGCCUUUGAGACAAUAGGCAAUAAAGAUGAAGCCCCUCCAGCCCAGCCAGGCCCUAAAGCUGCCCUAGGCCUCCCCCCUCUCUGGCCCUUGUAGAUCUGGCCAUUGGCCCCAGGACUGAGGAGCGAGGCCGAGGGGGCUUCUAGGCAGGAGCCAGACCGUCUAACAGCCCAGCACAAUUCCAGGUCACCGCUGCCCCCCUCCGUCCCCCCACUCAGGUUGUACGGGAGUGUCCCUGAUCCCAGCCUCCCCCUCACAGGGCUCUACAGGGUUCCUAGCGCUGUGAGUGUGUCCUGGGAAGGACCCGAGGAGUGGGGGGUCACUGCUCCCUGACCCCGGGAGGGUGGGGAGGCAGGAGCCAUCAGCACAACCCCAGCAUCCCCUCGAGGGGCCAGGCUGGGCCCCCAUCUCAGAGAUGGCUGGGGAAGGCACAUUCAGUGGAUUGGACUUGGGAGAGGGAGCAUUCGCUUCCCCUCCCAGGGAGCCCUGACCCCCCUAGGAAGAGGAAGAGAGAGGAUAGAGUGACCCCAAGGCCUUGGCAUUGGUCGGAGGGGUGUUUGUGGCUGGAUGCAUAUGGGUGAGUGUGUUAGUAUAUGUAGAUACGCGUGUCUCUGUGUUCAUGUGUGAGAUGUCUGUGCAGGUGGGUGUAUGCAGAUGCGUGAGAAUAAAUCAAGGAGGUGUGUGUGUGCGCGUGUCCGUGCAUAGAUGGAGGGGCAGCUACCUGGAGGGAAAGCUGACAGACUUGGGGGUCAAGCUGGAGCCCUGCUCCUUUCCCCGGCGAGGGCCAAUUUGCCCCUUCAGCCCCCUGCUGCAGGCAGCAUUUCAACCCCUGGCAUGCAGCACCCCCCCAGCUGGCGUUGGCUCUUCCCAAGAAGGAAUGGGGUGAGGUGAGGGAAAGGUGAGCGGUGAGCUAGGGGACUCUCUCCUCUGAGGGUGCCUGCCCCAGCAGGGGCUCUGGCACCAAUCCUCAGGGAUCCACCCUGAUAGCACAAUUACUAUCCCCCUGCCAGGCCCAGGGCUUGAGGAGGCGGAAGUGAGCAGCCAGGCCCUGCCUUGCAGUGGGUGUGUCUACUCACUUCUCUCCAACCAGACCCCCCCCCCCCCCAGACCCCCUGAGACAUUACCAAGCCCCUCUUCUCCUCAGUGCCCAGAGCAAACCAUGUUGUCCCAUCCUCGCCUUCCUGCGCACUUUCCUCUUCCUUUUCCAUAUCACUUCCUGGGUCCAAUAUGGAAAUCCCAGGAGAAAAAGGAAAUAGACAGGCCUGUUUGGAAAAUAGAUGUCUAGGCUUGGCCAGCCUAAGGGAUCCAGCUGAGGGUGACCAGAGAAUGUUAGAGCUAGAAGUCACUUUAUAGACCAUCUGUUCCAAAACCUAUAUUUUACAGAUCAGAAAACUGAGGCCCAGAGAGAAUAAAGGAAUUGCUUAAAGCUACACAGCAAGUUAGGGCCAGGGCAGAGAGAGCGGCAAUAUGCCCUUCAGGGGUGGCAGUCCCAUGGAGCACAUGGAUCUCCCUCUCCCUGUCUCUGGGCCCCUCAAGGAUUGCCAGAGGAAGGGACCAGGCCCUCCCAGAUCACACACUGGGACCAGGGCAAGACCAAGAGUCUGGGAUGAGCAUCGGUUCCACAUCCCUCCGUAGGCAUGUGGUCUGGGCAAUUCCACCCGGCCCUGGCUGCUGUGAUGCUAGAAUACUGUCUGGUGCUCUGGAUUGAGGCCUUGGCCCCCUCCCCCAACCCUCUGUAAUGCCUCCCCCAUUCCGUGCCCCAGACAACUCCCCCAAGCAUGUGGACACCCCCUCCUACAGUGCACCCCUCUUUUUUAAGAGUCCAAUGUAGCCUUCACUCUAGAACUAGUCUUCCUCCAAUAAAGACAUGGCUCCUCCAUCUGCA
Molecule: messenger RNA, 4917 nt
Organism: Monodelphis domestica (gray short-tailed opossum)
Lineage: Eukaryota; Metazoa; Chordata; Mammalia; Didelphimorphia; Didelphidae
Gene: DIRAS1
Product: DIRAS family GTPase 1
Biological process (GO): signal transduction
Cellular component (GO): membrane
Molecular function (GO): GTP binding; GTPase activity
Source: RefSeq, a predicted model, not a curated record